Diprion similis is the source of this 1370-nucleotide messenger RNA. RefSeq lists its product as uncharacterized. Bases 806 to 1312 code for a protein of 168 amino acids. The record is from RefSeq and is a predicted model, not a curated record. The transcript is spliced from 7 exons. Lineage: Eukaryota; Metazoa; Arthropoda; Insecta; Hymenoptera; Diprionidae.
CCUGAAGUUGUACGAUGUGGAUGUGAAAGACGCAGGAAAGUAUUUGUGCAUCGUGAGUUACCUGAACCCAGAAACAGACGAGCAAAUCAGAAACGUUUACAGUCACAGUAUCGAAGUCGUCACGCAGCCAAGCUAUUCGUUGCAAGGGGUAAACCGCUACAAAUUCGACACCUGCGAUGAAACCGGACUGGAAGCCUUGUCUACAUACUUGCCGAGGAAGUUAAACAAGCUACUUUGCAGUAACGGCGAAUGCGACGCUUACGUCGUGGAGCCACGAUGCUCCCAAGGACAGAUAUCGAUCAACACCCUCCUGAUACCGUCUAGCAGCUCAGAGAUUCUCCUGCCAGUUGGUACAGCUGCGAACGAUAUUUCCUGCCGCAGAGCAGUUCAGAAUAAAAUAGCUCUGCUGCUGAGUCGAAACCUGAGGAGUAUUUUGCAGAAGACAAUUGUUUUCAGAUUACCUCAUCGCCACGACAAGCUCACACCGAUCACGAAACGAAAACACGGCUCGAAGACAAAGAGGAGGAAGUCUUCGCCUUCCGGGAAAAAGAGAAAAAGAGAGGCGAUCAAGAAACCCAAAGCACGAGUUGCUCUCCUCAUCGGCUGCCCUGGCGGAUAUGGUUUCAAAAAUACAAAUUGUUAUCCUUGCACUCCUGGUCGUUACAGCGAGGACGGAUCGUUCAGGUGCAAAAGAUGUCCCGUGGGCACUUACCAGUCGGAUCCUGGAGCCCGUUUUUGCAGGGCUUGUACAGACCCCUUCGUAGAGGGAUGUUUUCAAACGCUCUGGCAGCACAACGUAGCGAUUAUGAUGAUCGCAGCAGUCGCAGGGAUCGGAGUGGUCGCGUUGAUAUCGUUUCUGAGUUGCUGUCUGAUACGAGGGCGAAAAGGAUCCUGCGCGAGGUCGGUCGAACUCCCGGCGAAGUAUCAGUUCGGGAAUCUGAGCGUCAGGGCGUUUCCUGUCAAGACAAAGAGCAGCACGAGCUGCGUGGAAGCGGAAAAACUCACCGAGAAGUUGGAGGAAGGAUUGAAGAGGCCAAGGAUCAACCACACGAGAAAAAUUAGUCCAGAAUGUUCCGUAGUAAAAAGAUGCAGGGAAACGGAGGUGCGCAGGACAAAACUGCAAAAAAGCUUUGAUAUUAGGCAUGGAAAAGUUAAGAAGCAGGGCUACGAACCUGUCUGCCAAAUUCUUACCGCAGCUGGCAGCUUGGAAUCUUACAGAUCGCAUUUGGGACGCAGAAAUUUGCACCGGGGAAGAUCGGAUCGCUACGACAGGCAACCGCCCGCCGUUCCAAUGCCAGACUUCGACAGGUGAGGGAAAACUUGAAAGUGACAGAAAAUCACGUUCAGAGAGAGUAAGGAGGCGCCGACUU